AUGGGACUCGGUGUCUUAGAUGACAACAAACUCGAGCAUGUCCCCGGCACAGCCUUGCUGGCUGACAUGCUGGACACUCAGCAUCAUCAAUUUCAUGGUCGUGACACCAGCAACCUGAAACACGGCACUGGUCGUAACGCGGAUAUUGUUCUUGUCCCUCAGCCAAGUGACUCGCCGAGAGAUCCUCUCAACUGGCCAAGAUGGAAGAAAGACCUCGCCUUGCUGAUCAUUUCUGUUGACACGGCUGUUGUCGGUGCUUGGGGACCUAUGAUUUCUCCAGGAUUUGCUGAAAUGGCCGAGCAAUGGCACAUGUCCUACAACACGCUCAAUGGAGGCCUCGGCUGGGCCAUUUUUGCGAUUGGCAUCAGUUGCUUUGUGACCAACGCACUUUCUGUCAAGUUUGGUCGUCGACCCGUCAUGAUCCUGGGAAAUUUGAUUCUUUUCAUCUCCUCAGUUUGGGGUUACUUUGCACACAGCUAUCACUCUCUCCUGGCAAGUCGUAUCUUUGGUGCCAUUGGUAUGAGUCCGUUUGAAGUUCUCACGACGGCAAUAAUCGGAGAUAUGUACUUUGUCCACGAACGCGGUCUGCGGCUCGCUUUCUGGGGCCUCUGUCUCAGCAUCGGUGUAGGCGGCGCUAGCAUUAUUUCUGGCUACAUUAUUCAGGACAUUGGCUGGAAUUGGACAUAUGGCAUCUGCGCAUGCUUCUACGGCGCAUUCAUCAUCUUGAUCUUCUUUUUCGUUCCCGAGACCGUUUACCAGCGUGACCCGGCAUACAACUUGGACCUGGGCACACACGACCACACCUUCGAUGCUAUUGACGCUCAGGUCGUCAAGGGCGGGCAUCCCGAACACUUGGAAAAGACCAAGACUGGCAACAAAGUUCACACCGAGGUCAUCUACACCGGUGCCGACGAGAAGCCCUACACAUUCUGGGAAGAACUGAGACCCGUGCGAGGCAUCGAAUCGGAUGAGAAUCUGCUUGUGAUCAUUUUCCGUCCGUUUGGCAUGCUUCUCUUCCCUCAAGUGCUCUACGGAUUCAUCACUUACGGUCUCUCGACGUCCUGGCUCGUGGUCAUGAUCAGUGUGUUGGCACAACUGUUCACCGGGCCUCCGUACAAUUUUUCGGUCUCGGACGUCGGACUGAUCAGUAUUGCUGCAUUGAUCGCUUCCCUACUUGGGUUUAUGGCCGGUCCUCUCAACGACUGGACUGUCAAGAAGCUUGCCAGAAUGAACAACGGCAUUUACGAGCCCGAAUUCCGUCUUGCCUUGAACGUCCUCACUCUCGUUUUGGGUGUGGUAGGGUUCUUUGGGUUCGGUGCUACGUUGCAGAAUGAAGCUCCAUGGGCGGGUCCAGUCGUGCUCUACGGCAUCAUCUACUUCUCCAUGUCGUUCUUGAACAUUGGUAUCUAUGGCUACAUCACCGAGUGCCACCGAAACAAGGCUCCAGAAGCAUUUGCCUCGAUCAAUCUACGAAACAUCUACUCGUUCGGAAUGAAUUAUUUCAUCUCUAGUUGGAUCUCGAAUCAAGGGCCCUUGGAAGUCUUUUCGAUCAUUGGCGGUGUCCACAUCUUCAUUCUCCUUCUCACGAUCCCCAUGUGGAUCUUUGGGAAGCGCUGCCGAAGUUUCACUGCCCGCAAUCCACUCUUCCGCAAGAUUCAAGAGUCAUGA
Molecule: messenger RNA, 1668 nt
Organism: Exophiala oligosperma
Lineage: Eukaryota; Fungi; Ascomycota; Eurotiomycetes; Chaetothyriales; Herpotrichiellaceae
Exons: 5
Coding region: 1-1668 (555 amino acids)
Biological process (GO): transmembrane transport
Molecular function (GO): transmembrane transporter activity
Source: RefSeq, a predicted model, not a curated record